Cydia fagiglandana is the source of this 1139-nucleotide messenger RNA. Its product is annotated as procathepsin L-like. Gene Ontology annotation, molecular function: cysteine-type endopeptidase activity; cysteine-type endopeptidase activator activity involved in apoptotic process. Gene Ontology annotation, biological process: positive regulation of apoptotic signaling pathway; positive regulation of peptidase activity; immune response. The record is from RefSeq and is a predicted model, not a curated record. Lineage: Eukaryota; Metazoa; Arthropoda; Insecta; Lepidoptera; Tortricidae. The transcript is spliced from 7 exons. Gene Ontology annotation, cellular component: lysosome. Bases 153 to 1139 code for a protein of 328 amino acids.
UAUUGUCUAGGCUCUAAAGGUAAAUAGGCAAAGGAAAACAUAUAUAAGUUGACUGUGAUUCCAACUAGUCACUCUUGUGGUCAAAUACAUUUUUUUUAGUAGUGUAACACCCCACCGGUCUCCAGGUCUGUAACUUAUAAUUAUUUAGCAAAAUGAAGUGUGGUAUCCUGCUCCUGCUUCUAUUUGUGAUCGCGACAGCGUCGGCCAUGAUAUCCUUGGUAGAUUUAUUCAAAAAGGAGUGGGAAAGUUUCAAGCUAACGCACAAUAAGAUUUACAAGUCAGUGGCAGAAGAAAUGCGUCGCAUGGAAAUAUACGCUCUGAAUAAAUACAAUAUAGUCCAACACAACGAGCUCUUUGAACAAGGACAGGUUUCCUUUAAGCUUAAAGUGAACAAAUACUCCGACAUGGACCAUGAAGAAUUUAGCAAUAUCAUGAAUGGUCUCAUCUACCAUGCUGACGACAAUUCCACAAGUUACGGUUCACGUGUUACAAGAGCGGCCACGAACCUUCCCGAUCAGGUUGACUGGCGUGUGAAGGGAGCAGUGACGGCCGUCAAGGACCAAGGAAGUUGCGGAUCCUGCUGGGCCUUCAGUACCACGGGCGCUCUCGAAGGCCAGGUUUACAUCAAACACAACCGCUUGACAUCCCUAUCGGAGCAAAACUUGGUCGACUGUGCGGGCAAUUAUGGAUGCCAUGGCUGCCAGGGCGGUUGGAUGAACAGCGCCUUCUCGUUCGUUAAGGAUAAUGGCGGGAUUGACACUGAGGAUUCAUAUCCCUACCAAGCGAAGAAUGACCAAUGCAGGUAUGAUGCCAAAAACUCAGGCGCUACUAACAAUGGAUACAAGACGAUCCCAAACGAUGAAGACAAACUAAAGGAGGCAGUAGCAAACAUUGGACCUAUGGCAGUAGCCAUAGACGCGGGCCACGCAUUCCAGCACUAUGCAGAUGGAGUUUACUAUGAAAAGGAUUGCUCUUCUUCUAAACUCAAUCAUGGGGUCCUGGUCGUUGGCUACGGCACGGACACAAACGGAGGUGACUAUUGGCUCGUGAAGAACUCCUGGAGUAAGGGAUGGGGUAGGGAUGGCUACAUCAAGAUGGCGCGCAACCGUAAUAACAACUGUGGCAUCGCUAGUGCCUAG